Molecule: messenger RNA, 1063 nt
Organism: Lytechinus variegatus (green sea urchin)
Lineage: Eukaryota; Metazoa; Echinodermata; Echinoidea; Temnopleuroida; Toxopneustidae
Product: cysteine-rich DPF motif domain-containing protein 1-like
Exons: 4
Coding region: 139-474 (111 amino acids)
Source: RefSeq, a predicted model, not a curated record
CAUAUUACGUUUGUCACACUUUGUUCACAAUAUCAAGUCGACGGCAUGUUAAUAAUUAUGCAAAGAAUGAGGCCUAGAGACAGUCAAUGAAAAAAAUCUCUGCGAGCUGAGCUGCAUGUGUAUAGCUGGAGGACGACCAUGGAUGGGGAGCAAGAUCAGGGAGGAAAACGUCGAGUGUUUGCCUGCUCAUCAUGCCAGUUUUCAAGCCCUUAUGAUUAUUAUGGAAAAAGGCCUGGGUUUUUGAAAUCUAUCGUGUUGCUUGAAGAGGCAUAUGUCAUGAAAGAUCCAUUUACACCAGAAAAUAGGCAUCUAACCAUUGGUGGACACUGCUCGGAAUGUAACAAACCUGUUUGUGUCAAUAAAGAUUGCAGUAUAUUCUACACAAGACGAUUCUGCCUUGACUGUGUUUUGGAAAACUUUCAGGAAUUUCCCAAAGAAGUACAGCAGGAAGUAAACAAGAAGGAUAAUGGUUGAAAUGGUUUAUGCCGAGAGCUAGAAGUGCAUACAAUGGUACGCUUGAACAGCUAAAGCCGAUGAAGGAGAACAUCUAUAAGUGUUGGGAAAGACCAGCAAGUCAGGAAUUGAACUGAGAUAAUAAGCAGGUGUUUGAAACAAAUUGCACCUUAAGAUGCCUUUUUUCCUAAAUUUUUGCCCUUCAUCUUGGUGUCUGUUGAUGUCUAUAUUUGUUUUCACUCUCAUCUUUAUUGUGAUUCAUAUUUGUUUAUAGGAAGAAUGAUCAUGACUCCUUUGGCUGACCAUUGCUAAUCACACCUACAGUGCAAUUCUGAUUUCAAGAAGUCAGCCUUUAAUAGGUAGUCCUCUCAACCCAGGUGUUACAUGGAUACCUGGUAUGAUUUGAAAGCCUAUUUAGUAUGCCUAGCAAUUGAGUCUUGGAACUCUUGUUGGGUUGCUCUCCUGGGAGUGGAGAAAAGCAUGCAUUGUGUGCGGUAAUGCAAGGGUCUGAACACAAAGUAAUUCAGAAAUAAAGUUGGUAUUCUGUUAUAAACUGGAUUCCAAAAGAAACUUAUCAAACUUCAGAAGCGCACUACACAAAUUUCACUCA